AUGGGCAUCGGCAAGCGUGGCAACCAAGUCAACGUUAUGAAUUUCGGCCUUACCAAGAAGUACCGGGAGCCCAAGGCUCAUGUCCACAUUCCUUAUUGCGAGAAUAAGAGCAUGACUGGCACUGCCUGGUAUGCUUCCAUCAACACUCAUUUAGCUCUCGGCUACGUCAUGCUCUACUUCUGCCGCGGCUCGCUCCCCUGGCAGGGUUUGAAGGCUGCUACGACGAAACAGAAGUAUGACCGCAUUAUGGAGAAGAAGAUGAAUACCCCUACCGAGAUUCUGUGCCACGGCAUCCCCGAUGAGUUUGCCAUGAAGUGA
Metarhizium acridum CQMa 102 is the source of this 318-nucleotide messenger RNA. The record is from RefSeq and is a predicted model, not a curated record. NCBI's taxonomy places the organism in Eukaryota, Fungi, Ascomycota, Sordariomycetes, Hypocreales, Clavicipitaceae.